This is a messenger RNA of Xyrauchen texanus (razorback sucker), 4014 nucleotides long. It is a transcript of the gene olfm1b, whose product is annotated as olfactomedin 1b. Gene Ontology annotation, biological process: signal transduction. The coding region runs from base 407 to 1864 and encodes 485 amino acids. The transcript is spliced from 6 exons. NCBI's taxonomy places the organism in Eukaryota, Metazoa, Chordata, Actinopteri, Cypriniformes, Catostomidae. The record is from RefSeq and is a predicted model, not a curated record.
UGGCGCGUGGCGCCGCCUUCUUUCUCAUCCACGGAGAAGUCGGUGUGCUCGGUUGUAGCCCGUCCCGAGUAAUUCCCUUGCGCGUGGAAGGCGGACCAGUAAGGGCGUGGACGCACACAAAAGCGGCACGGAUAUCGGGAAAAAAAGCCAGACGUGUCCAGCGCGCGCAGACAACAGGUUUCUGGCUUGGUCUCACUGUUACCACACAGGAGUCUCUCUAUUCAACAUCCAACAAACGUCAGAAUGAGCACCUUGAGACCGUCCGAACCGGGGCCGUUAGAGGAGAUAAUGUUAAUGAAGAUGAUAGUGAUUCACGAGGCGCUCAUGGGCAGCGAUGCCCGCCGUUACGGUUCCCCGGUGGCGCGUGUAGAAUAAUGAAAGUUGGGGUCAAACGCAGAGAGCAGAGAUGUCGGUGCCUUUGCUGAAGAUCGGUGUGGUGCUCAGCACCAUGGCCAUGAUCACCAACUGGAUGUCCCAGACUCUUCCAUCACUGGUGGGGCUCAACACCACUAAACUAACCGCGGCGCAGGGCGGCUAUCCGGACCGGAGUAUAGGAGUGUUACCCGCUAACCCAGAGGAGUCCUGGCAGGUGUACAGCUCAGCUCAGGACAGCGAGGGCAGGUGUGUGUGUACGGUCGUCGCACCUCAGCAGACCAUGUGCUCGAGAGAUGCCCGUACCAAACAACUCCGCCAGCUACUGGAGAAGGUGCAGAACAUGACGCAAUCAAUCCAAGUAUUGGACCAGCGGACCCAGAGGGACCUGCAGUAUGUGGUGAAGAUGGAAGAUCAGCUCCGUGGCUUGGAGACCAAAUUCAGACAGGUGGAAGAAAACCACAAACAAAACAUCGCCAAGCAAUACAAGGCCAUAAAGGCAAAAAUGGCGGAGCUGCGUCCACUGAUCCCCGUUCUCGAAGAGUACAAAGCCGAUGCUCGGCUGGUUCAGCAGUUUAAAGAGGAAGUGCAGAACUUGACGGCCAGCCUGGGCCUCCUUCAACAUGAGAUGGGAGCGUACGACUACGACGACCUCCACUCCCGUGUGGUCAGCCUAGAGGAAAGGCUACGUGCAUGCAUGCAGAAACUUGCAUGUGGGAAGCUGACGGGCAUUAGUGAUGCAAUCACUGUUAAAACAUCUGGGUCACGGUUCGGAUCCUGGAUGACCGAUCCACUCGCUCCUGAAGGAGACACUAGGGUGUGGUACAUGGACGGUUACCAUAACAACCGCUUUGUGAGGGAGUACAAGUCCAUGGCAGACUUCAUGACGUCUGAUAAUUUCACGUCUCAUCGGCUGCCACACCCCUGGUCUGGAACCGGUCAGGUGGUCUACAAUGGCUCCAUCUAUUUCAACAAAUUCCAGAGUAACAUGAUCAUUAAAUUUGACUUCAAGACAUCCACCAUCAGCAAGUCUCAGCGUCUGGACAAUGCCGGCUUCAGCAACACCUACCACUACGCCUGGGGUGGACACUCGGACAUCGACCUCAUGGUGGACGAGGGCGGACUCUGGGCUGUGUACGCCACCAAUCAGAACGCGGGUAACAUUGUCAUCAGCAAACUCCACCCGAUAACCCUACACAUCAUUCAGACCUGGAUGACCAAUCACCCGAGACGCAGCGCUGGGGAGUCGUUUAUGAUUUGCGGGACAUUGUACGUGACCAACGGCUACUCAGGAGGGACAAAAGUCUACUAUGCCUACCACACCAACUCCUCGAUGUAUGAGUACAUUGAUAUUGUUCUCCAAAACAAAUACUCGCAUAUCUCGAUGCUGGACUACAAUCCACGAGAUCGUGCACUGUAUGCCUGGAACAAUGGACACCAGGUGCUCUACAACGUCACUCUUUUCCAUGUCAUCCGCUCCGAGCAGCUGUAACCAUGGAGAAUGGACUGAAAUGAUGGGAAACGUCCAACAACUAGCAUUGACAGACGGGUUGGAAAGCAUUUUGGAUUCUCUCAAAGAGGAAUGAAAAACUGAACACAGUUCAGACAAUCCUUGGGAAUGUUCUUCAACAGAUUGUUAUAAAAAUGUUAUGCUGAAUGGAAAAACUAAUUCAUUUCUGGAACUAUAGACAUGAGAAUGAAAGAACAAAUAUCAAAAUAAUGAUCAGAAUGCCAAAAAAACAACAGAUAAACGAAGCCACGCCUUUCUUUUAUACAUAAGAACUUCUGUUUGUAGAUGAUUGUCCAUUCAAUUGUUUUACAGUAGCACUAAAAAGACAUUUGUACAUGCUUUCUGUGUAUUGAAGUGGGGGAUGGGAAAUACAGUAAGUUAUGAACUAGGAAUACUCAACCCAUUCCUCAUUAACCAAGUGUGUGCAGGAAAAUCUUUGGCGCUUUACUUGGCAAACUCACAUGGAGAUCUAUCACAGUCUGUGCAAUAUCAUAAGCCCAACUUGUGUGUGCUUUGCAGAGCUAAUUUAUUUCAAUAAUGAUAUUCAAAUUUAAAAACGUGAUUGGCUGAUGGUGCUGACUGUUGAAAGCUCUGAUGUUGUUCAAAGAACUCUAGUGAGAUUUUACUUGAACUUCUCUGCAGUUAACUUCUCUAGACAUGGUCAUGAUAUUUUAUAUUAAUUAUUGUAGCACCUGAGAUCAAACCAAAACGUGCUAUUAAAGGGAUCGUUCACCCAAAAAUGUUAAUUCUUUCAUCAUUUAUUCACUGUGGAACACAAAUGGAGAUGUUAGGCAGUAUGUUAGUUUCAAUCGCCAUUUACAUUCUUUGCAAAUUUUCUCCAUAUAUUGCAAGUGAACUGAGACAAACAUUCUACCCUAAAUCUCCUUAUGUGUUCCCUGGAAGAAAAUCACAUGGCAACAUAAGGAUAAGAGAACUUUCAUUGGAUGAACUAUCCCUUUAGGGCAUAAUCCCAACCAAUAUUAAGAGUUGUCAUGCGACUAUGUUGGAUAGUCCACACUGCCCUAACAAUCUCCAGCUUCCAAUGGUUGUUGGGUUUUGUUUGAUCAGUAUGUUCAUUAAGUUGGCGUUUGUUGGGGCAGUCUAAAUGAGCCUUUAAAGUCAACAUGAAAUCACAAUUGUCCCUAUUUACGUUCUUUUAAUAUUGUGUGUAAAUAUGUUCAUUCUAUUCAAAAGAAAGACAUUUCUGUCUUCUUAAAUAUCUCGCACUGCCUCUGAAAUGGCCCUUUUAGUUUUUCAUCCACUUAUCUCGUCUUUGGAGUGUCGCCCAUUUUCUCUAUCAAAUCAAUUUGUGAUAUAUAGAAAUAUUUUUCUCAUUUAAUAUCCGGUUUCACUCUAAAAAAUGGAAAAAGGGGUUGUGAAUGCUGAUUCAUGUUGACUUUAAACAUUCUCUGGUGAGAAUAUCACUCUUCAAGCUAACGAUACACACUUGAUGUGUUUGCAAAUAGACAUACAUCAGCAUCAUGGUUGCUAUGAUACACCAUGUCUGCAACUGAUGUGCGAGAUGUUGAUAACAAAUGGUUCAGUUCAAAUCUUGUGCUGAAUUUGAGUCUUUGCUGGUGAUUUCUUAUGAAACGUUUUUUUCUUAUUGCAUGAACAGUUUCAACCUGUGCAGGUGUGCUCAAAGGAAUGUUUACCUGUACAAUGCAGUGCAUCUGACUGAUAUCUGAUCAGGGUUGGGGGUCAUACAGGGCACAUAUCGUAGGGAGGAGUUUGCGGGUUGGGUGGUUAAACAUGGGUAUUAAAAAAAGAUGCUUGUUUUGUUUUGAGUGGCUUGUUUCUUAACUCCCAUUCUUGAUUUUGUAGAUUUAUAGUUCGUUUUUUGUAAUAUUGUACUUUCGGCUUGGGUGAUGCUUCAAUGUCAUUGUUUUUAUUUGAUGGUGUUAGGAAGCCAUAUUACGAUUUCAGAAUGUAAAAUGUCUUAAGACAGUAUAGAAUAAAUCUAUGUCUAAAAUAUGAAUAUUAAACUAUAUUAAAAGAUCAUUGAGCAGUCUGAUAUGUAUUGUAGGCAUUAUAUCAAGGCUCAUACUGUCUUAUAAAGCUAUCAGCCUUCAUUCUUUUUGCGCUUAGCUGUACGUGUGUUGUAUCUGCAAUACAUUGAUUCUUGCCAAUAA